AUGUCCCUCCAAACACCCCGCGUCCUCCCCGCCCACCUCCACGCCUUCCACCCCUCCAACGCCAACCCCCACGUCACAAACACCGUUCGUCUACUGGGCACAGUAACAGCGCUCCGCGGCGACACGGCGACCAUCACGUGCGGAGAUAACGGAGACGUGACGCUGAUCUUGAAGCCCGAUUCGCAUCUGCAGAUGGGGAAGCUGGUCGAGGUUGUUGGCAAGGUGACUGAUGUUGAGGGGCAGGGCCUUGGGGUGAGGGUGUUGGGCAGCUUUGAUUGGGGAAAUCCCUCUGAUUGCGAUUAUAAAAUCUAUGAGAAUGUGGUCAAUGCGACACAUCGGUUCAAGUCGCUUUUCUAUGAGGCGGCUGAAUAA
This is a messenger RNA of Aspergillus pseudonomiae, 372 nucleotides long. RefSeq names its product putative ssDNA binding protein Ssb3. The record is from RefSeq and is a predicted model, not a curated record. Gene Ontology annotation, biological process: base-excision repair; double-strand break repair via homologous recombination; DNA replication. Gene Ontology annotation, molecular function: damaged DNA binding; single-stranded DNA binding. The coding region runs from base 1 to 372 and encodes 123 amino acids. The transcript is spliced from 3 exons. Gene Ontology annotation, cellular component: nucleus; DNA replication factor A complex; site of double-strand break. Lineage: Eukaryota; Fungi; Ascomycota; Eurotiomycetes; Eurotiales; Aspergillaceae.